Messenger RNA from Gilbertella persicaria, 1531 nucleotides. Its product is annotated as YjeF N-terminal domain-containing protein. NCBI's taxonomy places the organism in Eukaryota, Fungi, Mucoromycota, Mucoromycetes, Mucorales, Choanephoraceae. Gene Ontology annotation, cellular component: P-body. Gene Ontology annotation, biological process: P-body assembly; deadenylation-independent decapping of nuclear-transcribed mRNA. The transcript has 5 exons. Gene Ontology annotation, molecular function: mRNA binding. Bases 60 to 1523 code for a protein of 487 amino acids. The record is from RefSeq and is a predicted model, not a curated record.
GUUCAUUCAACGCUUAUUAUUCGUUUUUUAUUUUUAUUUUUUUACUUUCAUACUAUAACAUGACUGAAGCAUUUUUAGGCCUCAAACUGAAGGCUUUACUCCAUACUGAUGUCAGGCUAGAAGGCAUAGUAUCUGACAUUGAUCCCGCAACUUAUCAGAUGACACUUAAAGAUGUGACACUCUUUUUUCCCGGUCAGCCACCUCAUUAUACACCCAUUUAUGGUGUUUUUGGUAAAGAUAUCAAAGACCUUCAAGUCUUUGAGCUUGUAACUGGUAGUGUCUCGUCCAAAGCGCCAGAAAAUCAUAUUCUCGACCAUACACCACCACUUUAUCAAGAAAAGACUUUGGCACCUACAAGAUCUACUUCGAAAAAUCGAAAAACAAAACCAGCUUUGCGUAACCAUAAAAAAGCAGAAAAUACAUGGGCUGGCGAAGAUGUAAAUAUAUUUAAAGAAGAAGAGUUUGAUUUCCAAAAGAAUUUAGACAUGUUUGAUAAAGCAAAGAUUUUUGCUGAAAUAAGGGAAUCAGAUGAAACAGCGCCUGAAGAAUUAUUAGUCACCUUGAAUCGAUUGCCUCAAAAGAAAGUCAAUUUAUUACCAUCUGAAAAUGUAUUGGAGGUUGAACAAACACCUUAUCAUACCAUAGACAAUUCAGAAGAAGACGAAGAAGAUGAUGAUGAUGAUAACAUAGGCGAUGAAAGUGAUAAUGAUUCACAAACACCAGAUGAAUAUAUCAAGAACAAGAGAAGACAACGAAAUAGUCCAGUAUCAACUGCCAAAAUUAUUACAGCCAAUGGUAUUCUAUGUCCUUCUGUAUCUCCUUUACAGAUGGCUCAUGUGGAGCAUGAAUGUUCUCAAGUAUCAGACAUGUUUGCAGAAUUAGCCAUUGAAAGUGGAGGCCGAGGCACUGCUUUAUUGGCCUUACAGCAGAUUCGGCCCAAUGCCAAAGUGAUCAUUUUGGCUGGUAACAACAAGAAUGGUGCCUUAGGUCUUGUAGCUGCUCGUCACCUUGUCAAUCAUGGUUGCCUCGUUACAGUAUGUAUUGCUGUAGCACAUCCAAUGCAUCUUAGCAAUGCGGUUGCUAGGUACGAAUCUUUGGCAACCCAAUGUGGUGUAUCUGUGUGUUAUUCAUCGAAUCAGUUACAAGAUGCGGAUAUGGUGAUUGAUGCUCUGCUUGGUAUCGAUGAUAAAUUGGUGGAUAUUUCAGACCGUCCUACCUAUGACAUUGUGUGUCAAUCAAUAGACUGGGCCAACCAACAAUCCAGGCCUAUUUUAGCAGUUGAUUUCCCUAGUGGUAUGGAUGCAAGUACGGGUAUACCUCAUCAUCCUGAGCAUAAGAUAUGUCCUACAUGGACAUUGUGUCUAAAUGCACCCAAGACAGGAUGCAAAUCGUUGAAGACUACAGGUGAAUUGUAUUUAGUGGAUACUGGUAUACCAAGGUUAUGCUGGAAGCGUGUAGGCAUCAAAGGAAACACAAUACCCUGGGGUGCUGAUUUCCUUGUUGCCUUACAAUACAAUGAAUAAAAGACAUU